Branchiostoma floridae (Florida lancelet) is the source of this 8247-nucleotide messenger RNA. Its product is annotated as terminal uridylyltransferase 7-like. Lineage: Eukaryota; Metazoa; Chordata; Leptocardii; Amphioxiformes; Branchiostomatidae. Gene Ontology annotation, molecular function: nucleic acid binding; zinc ion binding; RNA uridylyltransferase activity. The record is from RefSeq and is a predicted model, not a curated record.
CGAAAAAAUUACAAUAUUCUGAAGGUCGACCUUUGGCCUCCACUCACAAAUCCAUCAUGGCGGUUGCAGAUCUUUAGUACUCACUAUUUUGGUAGAGAAGUUACUCUUGUACAACCUUCUGCCGACACUGGUGAGGCUGGUGACGACAUCUGGGAGUCUUCAGCCAUUUGGAGAGAACCUACGAUAGGGGGGAGUAGAGUGGCAGAGCCAUGGCAUCCCCGAUCGAGGUCGAUGACCCCAGCAUCGUGUCUGCUCGCCCUCGCACCAGGCCACAGAUCAACCCCGGAGCCACAGAGAAACUCCAGCAGGACCUGAAGAGGCUGGUGCAGACGGAGCAGCCCAAGUUUAACGGACCAACCAACAGGGACAAGAAGCAGGGCGACAGGCCCGACUCCUGGCGAGUAGGCGGUAGGAAGUCGUGGAAGAAGCAUCAGCACAAGCUGGCCCGCGGGGAGAGAUUAGACAAGGAAGGGAGGCUGGACUUCACAUCGGAUGAGACUGGCUCACCCCAGUUUAAGGACCUCAGGGACAGGAGUGGUAGGGACAGGCUCCAGUCAGCUGGAGGAACCAGACAAGUCCAGUCCACUGAGGGCAAGCUGAGCAUUACAGUAGACAAUACUGCAACGCCACCUGGUGGCCAGUACACCAUACUGCAGAGGGGACGUAACAACCAGAGAAGUGGGAAGCCCAGCACACCUGGAACAGGCGACACAGAUGGUACCUUAAGCUUCCAACGACCUUUCACCCAGCAGGAGGCAGACCAAUCAGAACGGAAGAAGGCAAAAAAGGGACAGGCCAAAAACAAGAAGAAAAGAGAUGCAGGAGACAAACAAGGGAACAAGGAGGAACGGACAGGAAAAGAUGGAGAUCCAGCCUCUGAUGACAUCAUCCCAGAAUCCACCUCUCCUGAGCUCAUCAAACUAGAGGCACAGCUGGAGCUGGACUAUAUCUUCAGGCUGAAGAAGCGAUCUGCAGCCUUCCCUUCUGCCAAGUACUUCUGCCGCCUCUGCCAGUACCACUGUGACACCCCUGCUGUGUGUCAGCGGCACAUCAAGGAGAGCAAGUCACACAGGGUCAGGAUACAGGGAAAACGAGCCAAUGAGGAGCUGCGAAAGAUCCCGGCGCCGAGCGUGGGCCAGGUGUCAGCGCUGACAGUACUGCUGGAGAGGGUUGAGAAGGAGCAGGGUCUGCAGGAGACUGACAGGACAGGGCGGCACCAGCUGGCAGACAGGGUGCAGACCAGCAUACAGAAAACAUUACCUGACUGUAAGAUCCAGCUGUAUGGAUCCUCCCUGAGUGGCUUUGCCCUGAAGAGCAGUAAUGUCAACUUGGACGUGUCUGUGCCUAAGGAGGCCAACCCUUCUGAGAUUCUUGCCAAAGUAGAGCAGAUAUUAGCACAAGAAGAGUCCUUUGCUGAAGUAGAAUCCAACUUUUCAGCCAAGAUUCCCUGCAUUUCAUUCAAGGACAGAAAAAGUGGGCUGCAGUGUAUCCUGAGUACAGGGAACGAUGCAGCCAUCUCCACCUGUAAACUCCUGGCCACCUACGCACGCAUCGACAGGCGGGUCAGAACGCUGGGGUUGGCCUUCAGAUACUGGGCCAGGGUGUGUCACCUGGACUGUCAGAGUGAGGGCAGCAUGCCUCCCCACGCCUACAUCAUCAUGACUGUGUACUUCCUACAGAACCACCAGCCACCACUCCUGCCAGUACUACAUGAGGCUAUCCCUGACAGCAUCCAUCAUACCACAGUCAUAGAACAGGAAGGCAAAGUGCUCAUACCCAGGGUGGAGAAAAACUCAGAGCCAGUGGAUGUAACAUCGUACCGACAGACCCGCGGCGAGCUGGGUGCCCUGUGGCUGGAGCUGCUGCGGUACUACAGUGUGGAGGUGGAGCUGGAGGAUGUCGUCAUCUCCAUCAGGAAGACCAGCGCCAUCACUCGUGUGGAGAAGAAGUGGCCCCACCGUAGGAUGGCUGUAGAAGAUCCAUUCUCCACCAAGAGGAACACAGCCAAGUCCCUGAACAGUCCAGCCGUGUUUGACUUCCUGACAGACAGGCUCAAACAGGCCUACAUGUACUUUGGUGUCAGGAAACCUUCCAGUGGAGCAAGUCAGGAAAACAGAGGGAAGGUUGGAAACAGGAGGACUGAGAAGCAAGAUAAGACCCAGACCCUGGCCAGGCCUGCUGUUUCCCGUGUCUACUCUGAGUCUGAGUCAGAAGCAGAGAAAUCUGGCCAGAACUUCAGCUAUGACUUGGACCAUCCAGGUGACAGUGAUGAUGGAGAUGAUGGGGAGGAUGAGGAGGAGUUAGAAGAAGAGGAGGAGAGUUCCAAUGAGGAGACCAUCAGCUCCUACAUGGACACCUCUCUCUCCGACACCAACAGCACCCGUCCCAGGGAGUCCGUCAGUGAUCUGGACCUGCUCGUCGAGUCUGUCGUAGAAAACUGUCUGUAUUCCACAGCGGAGAGCUGUGUGGAGUCAACGAGUGAGCUAGACGUGACCACAGAAGACGAGGUGACGGAUGGAGCUGGUGGAUACAGGAGUGACGAGAGCGGCACCAAGCCUAGCAAAAACACAGAUGAACCACUCGGUAAAACUGUGGAGGGGAACACAAACCUUGGGCAGAACAUGUCAGCCAGUUGUCAGAAAGUGUCUGUUAAUAACUCUCUGCAUCCCAACCAAAGUCUCAGCUCUUGCCAUGCCAACAUGAUGACCCACUGGACAAUAGACGAGGCUGCUGCUUUCCUAGUCAAGUCGGCUAUCAAGUCGGCACUGAUGUCUUUUGUGAAUCCUGACAAACCAGACCAGAGCGCAGAGGAAGGAGACAAGAAAGGAAACAGCUUACAGAGCAGAAAGGAAGAUGAAAAUAACACGGUUUCCACUGAAACAUGUCAGUUUGAAUUCACCUCUCAAGCCCUGACUGGGGGAAAGAGGCCUGUAGUGACAUGCAGUCUGUGCAAGAAAGACGGGCACCUAAAGGAUGAUUGUCCUGACGAGCUUAAAAAAGAGUUGAAGCCCCUUCCAGAACUGACCCCACCACACCAAGACCUGCUGGAUAGAGUCUGUAUGUACGUCUAUGGUUCCCACCUGUGCCUGUUUGGGUCUUCCAUGAAUGGAUUUGGCUUUAAGGGCAGUGACCUUGACAUCUGUAUGACCUUGGAGGGUCAUGAGACCAGUGACGACUUGGACUGCAUUGACAUCAUAGAAAGGCUGGCAAAGCUUUUAAAGAAGCAUAUAGACUUGUACAACAUCCUGCCCAUCACCACAGCAAAGGUGCCCAUUGUGAAGUUUGUUCACCGCCCGAGUAAACUGGAGGGUGACAUCAGUCUGUAUAACAUCCUGGCCCAGUACAACACCCGUAUGCUGAACAUGUACGCAGCUAUGGAUGAGAGGGUUCGUAUUCUGGGCUAUACAGUCAAGAGGUUUGCCAAGAUCUGUGAGAUUGGCGAUGCGUCCCGCGGCAGCCUGUCAUCGUACGCCUACAUCCUCAUGCUCCUGUAUUUCCUGCAGCAGAGGAAACCAGCUGUCAUCCCUGUCUUACAGGAGUUACACGAUGGCCAGCCCAAACCAGAGAAGAUGGUGGAUGGUUGGAAUGCCUGGUUCUACGACGACCUGCAGUCGCUGCCCCAGAAAUGGCCCCACCUUGGGGAGAACAAGGAGACGGUCGGGGCACUCUGGAUCGGUCUGCUCAGGUUCUACACCGAGGAGUUCAACUUCCGCGAACACGUCAUCUGUAUCCGCCAGUCCGCCAUUCUCACCAGGUUUGAGAAGAUGUGGACAUCCAAGUGUAUAGCAAUAGAAGACCCCUUUGACCUGAAUCAUAACCUUGGAGCUGGUGUGUCCAGGAAAAUGAACAACUUCAUCAUUGGCGCUUUUAUCAAGGGGCGUGAAAGCUUUGGGAUGACCAUGCGCAGUGACCUGCUACAUCAAUACAUGCCGUAUGUAGUGGAGUAUCUGUUUGAUGCAGAGGUCCUGACGGACGGAGCCCAGCCACCUACUGACAGGUGCUGUAGGAUAUGUGGAAAGAUCGGACACUUCAUGAAGGAUUGUCCGAAGAGACGCACGGGUAAGAAGGAGAAAAAGAGGGAAGGUGACCAGGGAGGGGAUCAGCAAAGACUCCCCCAGAGAAACAAUGGAUCAUCCCGAAACAACAGGACCCCAGGGGGGAGGGGCACUCCUCAGUCAGCAAAGGAGCAUGCACCUGACCAUCUACUGUACCCAGUUUUGUAUCAGCCAAUGGUUGGGCCUGAUGUAAGGUUACUCCAGGGCUACUAUGACAGGAGAAACAUGAUGGACCAUGACCCACGCAGUCCCCCACGUGGGCCGUACCAACCCACGCCUAACCAGGGCCAGUACCGGGGCAGUCCCCACAGACAGGGGGGCAGGGAAGACCCCCCAGCCAGACCCAUGUACCAGACCCCCCCACAGCCUGUUCCAUUUGGCCGACAGGGGGGUGGGUACUACAGCAGGCAGAGGCAGAACUCCCGGGAGCAGGAACAGUACGGCAGGUCACCUGAGGGGAGGAUGCCGUUGUAUGCAAGAGCCCACGAGUCCCCCCAGUUUACCUCUAGCCCCAAAACUACCUCACAGCCAUCCCACAAUCCUCGAGGGGGCACCAACUAUUUCCCCAUCCCCACCAUGCAGUACACCAAUCAGCAGCUGACACAUCAUCCUCGAUCAGCCAAUCAACAACCAACACCUUCACCUCCAGCCAAUCAGCAAUUUGUUGCCCAUACAUCAUCCCCUAAUCAGCAGCUUGGAGUCUCACCAAGAUCCAAUCAACAACUACCCAUGCAUCAUCUGGCCAAUCAGGUGUCACCUCAGGUAGUUCAAGCACAGAACAGGCAGCUGCCCCAACCCAGACAGAACUGGGGUGAAGUGCCGCAACAAGUCGUGAUGACCACACAGGGCCUGGUUUUCCUGUCACCGUCACCCCCCCACACCUAUAGUGCACCCUUCCACAUCUCCAGCAGUCCACCUUACCAACCACAUGGAGCACAACCACCAAGAUAGCAAAUGUAGGGGUAGGGGGGAGGAGGGUUUGUUUUGAUAUAAAUUAUGUAAGGUGCUGAUCAUAACCAUAGCAACAAUGCAUGCAUCAAUAAUAUACUUCAGGACCACACUGAUGUUUUGACCUUUUAUAGCAUUUCUGAAUUUGGAAUAAUCUAGGUGAAGCUAGUUUGUACACAGGAAAGAGUCAUUUCUGUGUUUUUGUUGAGAACAGGUAAGAUGAGUUUACAGACUCGGAGCUGAAAAGGGCUACUGUACCAGCAGGGAGCAUUACAUUGGUGGACCAAACCAGUAAUUUAUGUGUAAGUAGUGUAACAGAACCAUGCCACAUUUACAACCACACUUAUACAGGUCUGGUACACGUACAACCACAUGUAUAACCACACAUACACUGCUCUGCCACACGUACAACCACACGUACCCUGGUCUGUAACACAUAACCUGGUCUGCCACACGUACAACGACACAUGCGCUGGUCUGCCACAUGUACAACCAUGCGUACCCUGGUCUGCCACAUGUACAACCACAUGUACCCUGGUCUGCCACAUGUACAACCACAGAAACUCUGGUCUGACACAUGUACAACCACACAUACCCUGGUCUGCCACACGUACAAUCACAUGUACCCUGGUCUGCCACACAGACAACCACACGUGCCCUGGUCUGCCACACGUAUCCUAGUCUGCCACACAGACAACCAGGCAUACCCUGGUCUGCCACACCUACAACCACAUGUACCCUGGUCUGCCACACAUACAACCAAACGUAUCCUGGUCUGCCACACCUACAACCACAUGUACCCUGGUCUGCCACACAUACAACCAAACGUAUCCUGGUCUGCCACACCUACAGCCACAUGUACCCUGGUCUGCCACACAUACAACCAAACGUAUCCUGGUCUGCCACACCUACAACCACAUGUACCCUGGUCUGCCACACAUACAACCAAAGGUAUCCUGGUCUGCCACACCUACAACCACAUGUACCCUGGUCUGCCACACAUACAACCAAACGUACCCUGGUCUGCCACACAUACAACCAAAGGUAUCCUGGUCUGCCGCACAUACAGCCACAUGUACACUGGUCUGCCACACGUACAACCACAAGUACUCUGGUCUGCCACACAUACAACCACCCGGAACCUGGUCUGCCACACAUACAACCACACAUACGCUGGUCUGCCACAUGUAGAACCACACAUACCCUGGUCUGCCACAUUUACAUCUUGCUGCUAUUUCACCAUCUGUUUUUCAUGUGGUGUAAUAUGAUCUCCAUUUACCAUGAGGAUAUCAUAAGUCACUUCUCUUGUGUAGAUAACAACAGUUCUGUAACAUUUACCUCUUGGACCAACAAAACCAUGGUACAGGAAAUGAUUCAAAAUAAUUGUGUGGUCUCAACUGUUAAAAGCAUGUAUACCCGCAUUGUACUAGUAGCACUGUGUUUAAUAUACAUAUUGCAUAUAUGUGAUAAUACAUUCACUUUGCAUUCUGUGUAAUUGAUAGCCAACAGCAGCAACAGCAAAACAUAAAGUUGAAAAUGUGUAAACUACAUUUAUCUGUAUGAGAUGCUGAUGUAUGAAUUUCAACCUGUUGGGUUCCAAUGUGUAGAUACAACAUACUGUACUUGAUUUUUAGAUUGAAUUAUUUCUAUCCUUGCACAGUACACUCUUACUCAGAUAUUCCUACAGUAGACCUGUACUGUAUGUGCUUGCAGGCAACACAUUUCUUAAUUUCUAUGUCACAGCUUAGCUAAAGAUUCCAGCCAGGGAACCUGGCUUCAUACAAACCUACUUUCAGUUUGAGGACUGUCAUGUUGACAUUUGACGGGAGCCUGUUAGAAGUACAAAGGAGAAGUGUGUACUGAAAGGCAUAUGAUGUAGAAAGUUUCAGAAUGAUGCAGAUGUGGAAUGGUUUAGUUAGAACAUCCCAGGGACUUGAGGGGUAUGGUGGGUUUGUUGUGGUGCUGGAGAGCUGUGAUAGUGAAACAUGAUUGAACCAGAUACAUGAAGUAAAUAUGAAAGGAAGGAAAUGGCUGAAGCAAAACCCAACAGGAACCCUAAUGAUUUUAUAGAAGUGCUAGGAGCUUAUAUGUACAUUAGACACAAAAGCUGCUCAGUAUUUCUCUUGUUUUUCCUAUGAUUCGAUGUUUGUGAAUUGGAGCUGUACAGAUACAUGUACAGUUUGGUACUUGUAUGGAUUCAUUCUCCCGGACAUGCAGGAAAGUCAGUAACUUACACAGGAGUACUUCAACUUAGACACUCCAAAGUUUCAUAGAUAAAAGAGGAAAGUAGUGGGCUUAUGGUUUGCCAUAGAGGCUAGUUUGCCUGUAUUUUCCUGUCAGAUCUUUUGGCUGAGCCUUCCAGCUUUUAAGACACUAGAUCACAUUGUAAUACUAAAGCACACACAAAUAGUGGUGGGUACCGGUACAGAAAAUUUGGGUCCAGUUCAGGUAUGUGUAUGUGAAAACAUGUGAAUGGACGAUACUCAAAACGAUGGUCCAUUUUGCUCCAACGAAGUAUCUUUUUGUGGAGUAUUUGACUCCCACUGGCGUUCUAAAAUCCUGCAAGACUAACUGCCUCUGUACGAUUGACUUUAAAACUUAAAGUUUGUAGAAAUUACUAUAAACUCUACUCCGCUUCGCUCUUGUUUUUUUUUUCUUUGCCCGGUAAGCUUAAACACUUUGUGUCAUUUCUAAUAGGUCCAACACCCAGUCUACUGAUUUUUUUCAGGUCCAGUUUUUCCGGACAGGUCCAAUAAGAAAAAACAGUACCCACCCCUACACGCAAACAAUUAUGGUACCAUCACAAUUGACUUCUAGAUACACACUGUGCUCUAAUUAAUUAUAUCAGUUUGCAAAUUGUUGCUUUUGCAGCACCAAACCCUAUUAAAAGUUUUGUAUAGAUUUUCAACCUUAAGCUACAAUCUUGAGUAAUCGUGAUGAUUUCAUUUGCAAGUCGACACAUUAUAUUGGCCAGCAUGAUGUUUCCCUGCAUUGUAGUAAGGCACCCAGGAAUGUUACCUUGUAGAUAAUUACAUAUCAUUGCUUCCUUGUACUAAUUUUGUUCCCAGGAUUAGCACAGAGUGUAUAUUGUAUAAUUGACCUGUAGUUGCCUUUCAUAGAAUUGUUUUGCAGUAGAUUUACCAGGUGCUCUCUAAAUAUGGCUUGCCCACUAUUUGCAGAAUAAACUGGGACCUCAACACCCCAACAGUUGAAGUAUGGAAAAACCAAUAAAAAGCUUGAUGAA